UGCCUCUCUGCAUGAGGGAUUCUUGUCAGACACCAUCGCCCACCAUGAACACCAGACCACUUAGAACUCGUGUGACUUUUGCGUUGGAAUCCAGGUGCCUGCUGGCCAUUAGAGGAUCACGCGAGCAUGUGAAUGUCACGAGUGUAAUGCCUCCCAAAUCCGUUGCCGCACUCCCAAUGACAGGGUGGUGUGCUGCAUCUGCAAGGCCGACCAGGAGGGGCUGGCAAACCGCUCCUGGACCACUUUAUUUUGCUGGCUCGUUUGGGCUGUGCGCUCCCAAGUGCAGCAGCACCCACUUCGACACUGCUGCUGCUGACAGCGGCCAUGGCAUACAGAGCGACCUGUACCAAGGAAUCAGGAGAGAAUUGACUGCUGAGUUUGGGACGGAACCAUUUGUCUUCCAGGUCCAAGAAGAGAUGACGGAGGGGAUUCAAGUCUUCAAGCAAGACAAAGCUGCUGCGGAAGAACAAGCAGCCCCACAAGAACAAGAGGGAGGAAAGGGCGGAGACCUGUAUGUCGUCACAAACUUCUCUCCGAUCGAGGAGAGAGGCACACUCCAGUAUGCUCUAGCCCGGCCGGAGCCCCUGUGGAUCGUCUUCGACCAGGCCGCUGCUGACAAGGCACCCCAGAAAGAUGGAAGCCCCAUGAUCGACUACAGUGGCAUCGCCAUCACGCAGGACUCGAAGAGGCAGCUGCGUGUCUCAUCAAACAAGACCAUUGAUGGCCGCGGGUUACGGAAACCGGUAGUCAUAUUCGGUGCUGGUCUUCUGAUAGAGAAYGACACUAAGAAUGUUAUUGUCUGCAACGUGUCUUUCGAUGGCGCUUUCUCCCAAGGAAAGGGAGGAAAGCCGGACCUUGACAUCCCCGGGGAGAAGAGCAACGACAUUGAUGCUAUCAAAAUCACGGGGAACAACGCYGGAGGCAAAUCACCCUCUGAUAUUUGGAUCGAACGUGUCACCUGCAAGAACUUCGUGGACGGGCUAAUCGACAGAACCCGGGGAGCCACUAACGUUACCAUCUCUCGAUGCCUGUUUUCAGCUCACAACAAGGCCAUGUUGUUCGGAGGAAGCGACAAGCUUGGUGACGUCGAUAAGAGGAUAAGAGUGACACUUCAUCAUAAUAUGUUCGACGGGUGUGGACAACGCCAUCCCCGCCUGCGCUUUGGCUUCGUCCACAUGUACAACAACUGCCUCCGGCGAUGGAAAUCCUCCGCUGUGGGUCUUGGAACGCAGGGCCAAAUUCUUAUGCAACAGAAUUACUUUCUSCAGGGAUCAAGUGACACGGUCCUGGACCUCAAACCUGUGGGCAGUGAGGAUAYGCAMGGGAUCAUGUCCAGCGGAGACAUCUACAGCCCUGCCUCACUCGACAUCAAUGGCAAUCGCAAGUUCGACCAGGUUCGCAAGAACUUCCAUCUUGUCCAGGGAGUCUCUCAGAGUGGCACCCCUCUCACUGUGGAGAAAAUACCCAACGGACCAUCCCUGGAGAAAAAGCUAGACAACAUAGUCGGGGCUGCUGAUGGAAAUCGGUUCCUCGAUUUAACCUUCUAGUUCUUCGCCGCAGCUGGAUAAAAGACGUGACGAUCAUUCUGUACCCCUGCUCGUAACGCCUUAGAGCUG
Chara braunii is the source of this 1616-nucleotide messenger RNA. Lineage: Eukaryota; Viridiplantae; Streptophyta; Charophyceae; Charales; Characeae. The record is from the annotation of a GenBank genome assembly.